AUGGGCGACAACAUUUCCGCUGGCGCAGAGGACUACGACUUCAUCCUGGUCGGGGCUGGGUCAGCCUCAUGCUUGAUCGCGUCUCGUCUCUCACAACAGCUGCCCGACCACCGGAUCCUUGUUCUGGAAGCUGGAGAACAUUAUCGCAAUGAUCCCAAAGUUCAAACGCCCGGCCUAUCGCCGACGCUUCAGUCGGAUCCUGCUUAUGAUUGGGGUUACUCUACCGCGCCGGAGCCAGGCUUGAAUGAUAAGAGGGUGAAGCAUCCGAGAGGAAAGUUGGUUGGCGGUACUAGUGCGAUUAACAGUCACAGCGUGGUGUUUCCUAACUACGAGUGGCAUGAUCGCCUGGCGGGGGAGCUUCUAUCAGAGUCAGGGAGAGCAGAUUGGAGCUCCCAAGGCAUGCAGGAUUGCUACAGCCGGUGGCAGGCUGGAAGCUCUGGACCGAGAGUGAACGAUGAUGUUGGUUUUCUCGAUCGUGUGCAAACAUCGUACCCGCCUACUAUGGAUGUUCUCCAAUUGCAGUGGAUAAAAGCAUUCGAGGAGCUUGGCCACGCGACAAGUACUACAGGUUUUGCCGAGAGCUCUGCUGGAGCAGUCACUGUUACCAAUGCGAUCGAUUCUUCAAAAGGCGAGCGAAGUCAUGCAGGUACAGCAUUUCUGGAGCCCGCAUUGAAACGAGGCAAUGUAACAUUGAGGACUGGCGUAAAGGUCGAUAAGAUUGCAUUUGAUGAAACGUUGACUGCUGAUGGAAAGCUCAAUGCAAAAGGGAUUCGCUACACAUACCACGGGGAAGAGCAUUUGAUCAGUGCUCGCGAUGUCAUUCUCUGCGCAGGCGUGUUUGAAUCUCCCUUCAUUUUGGAACGGUCGGGUAUAGGAUCCAGAAAGGUCCUCGCAGCCGCGAAUGUACCAGUCCUGUACGAGCUUCCGGGAGUUGGUGAGAAUUUGCAGGAUCAUCUCAACUGCGGCUUGUCAUGCGAGACUCAAGACGAUAUCCUUACGCGCGACGAAGGAUUAUGGGAUUCCGAAAUGAAGAAGGCUGCAUCGUUGGAGUAUGAACGAAGCCGCACUGGUCGACUAGCGGAAGGACCAGCAUACAGUUUUGCUUUUACACCACUGCAGAUGCUGGAAACACCGUCAGAGACGCAGCAACUCACUGAAAUAGUAAAAGAUUCGGUGGAAGGAGAGACCAAUCCGAGUUUACGAGCCCAGUAUUCCGUCAUUCAAAAAACAAUUGAAAGCCCUAGUGAAGCGACCGCCACCACAUUCCUGGUUCGCUCGCAGCGUCACCGAGACACUGAGUCUCUUCCCAAAGGCACACCGCCUUUCGUCAAUGGGAACUUUGUAACUGUUAUUGCCAUGUUGGCUCAUCCUUUCUCGCGUGGAAGCUGUCACAUAUCCUCUGAUCCUUCGCAUCAGCCAGAGAUCAAGUUCAACUACCUUUCUCAUCCCCUUGAUACGGAGAUAUUGGCUCGCCACUUGCUUCUCAUUGAGAGACUCUUCCAGAAGCCUACCUUCACUGCCAUGACAAAGCCGCAAGGAAAACGAUUACCUCGAACUUUUCCUUUCCCAGUUUCAUCGCUCGAAGAUGCGAAGAAAAUACUCCCAACCAACGCAGCAACGAACUACCAUCCAUCCAGCACAUGUUCAAUGAUGAGAGAAGAUCUGGGUGGCGUAGUUGAUGAUGGACUGAGAGUAUACGGAACGAAAAAUGUGAGGGUUUGCGAUGCCAGUGUUUUGCCAAUCAUACCGCGAGGGAACAUUUUGACGGCUGUCUACGCUUUCGCCGAAAAGGCGGCCGAAAUGAUUUGCAGGGAAGUGAAGUCUAGUGUCCGGUUAGAUUAA
Messenger RNA from Didymosphaeria variabile, 1842 nucleotides. RefSeq lists its product as uncharacterized. The coding region runs from base 1 to 1842 and encodes 613 amino acids. The transcript is spliced from 2 exons. NCBI's taxonomy places the organism in Eukaryota, Fungi, Ascomycota, Dothideomycetes, Pleosporales, Didymosphaeriaceae. Gene Ontology annotation, molecular function: oxidoreductase activity, acting on CH-OH group of donors; flavin adenine dinucleotide binding. The record is from RefSeq and is a predicted model, not a curated record.